Beta vulgaris subsp. vulgaris (sugar beet) is the source of this 951-nucleotide messenger RNA. RefSeq lists its product as uncharacterized. Lineage: Eukaryota; Viridiplantae; Streptophyta; Magnoliopsida; Caryophyllales; Amaranthaceae. The transcript is spliced from 2 exons. The record is from RefSeq and is a predicted model, not a curated record. The coding region runs from base 1 to 951 and encodes 316 amino acids. Gene Ontology annotation, molecular function: nucleic acid binding; aspartic-type endopeptidase activity; zinc ion binding. Gene Ontology annotation, biological process: proteolysis.
AUGCAAAAUCAACCUGGAUUUGGAUGGGAAGGCCUAAAGGAGGCUAUGAGAAACCAGUUUUACCCUCAGUCUCUGCAGCUCCAGAUGGAAUAUGAGUUCAUCUAUCUGAGGCAAAGGGGUAUCUUAGUUCCGGAAUAUGCUGUGAAAUUCAAUGAGUUAGCUCAAUUUGCUCCUGAUCUGGUGUCUACGGAUCGCCAAAGGAUGAAUCGAUUUGAAGGAGGUUUGAAUCUGGAUCUUCAAGAAAGGCUUGCUGCAAAUAUGAGUAAGUAUUACCAAGAGCUAUACGACCGGGCUAUCAAUGUUGAAAGGAAAGUGAAGCUGCGAAAGGAAGGAAGUGAUCAGUGUUACCGAAAUGGUAAACAAGGACAUGUGAUUAAGAAUUGUCCGACUCCUGAUUGGCGAAGUGGAAAUGUCGUUAUUCGUGGUCAAAGAAACGGUCAGAACGCUGGUUAUGGUGGGAAUGCAAACAAGAAUCCUCCAUGUGGACCCCCGCAGGCUGGAAGAGUCUUUAUGAUGCAGCGUGAGGAAGCGAAAGCAGAUGAUACUGUCAUUACUGGUACUUUUCCUAUCAACUCUGUACCUUCUUAUGUUCUUUUCGAUUCUGGAGCUUCCCAUUCGUUUAUAUCUACUGCAUUUUCUAGAAGCUUGAAUGCAAAACCAUGCUGUGUAUUUUCUGCCAUGUUUGUCACCAUCCCUAAUGGUGAAUCCAUCUUAUGUGAUGUCAUGUAUAGAAACUGUCCUAUCCUUAUGGGAGGUUUUGAUUUUCAAGUGGACCUCAUUCAAUUCGAAUUAACCGACUUUGAUGUGAUAUUGGGAAUGAAUUGGUUGUUGAAGUACAAAGCCGACAUGAAUUGCCUUAACCAUGAAAUAACCUUAGGAUGCCAAAUGGGUGUAAGGUUUCUUAUCGAAGAAGAAAAGUCCAACCCAAACCUGAAAUCAUCUCAAGCUUGA